Molecule: messenger RNA, 2078 nt
Organism: Cuscuta europaea
Lineage: Eukaryota; Viridiplantae; Streptophyta; Magnoliopsida; Solanales; Convolvulaceae
Source: the annotation of a GenBank genome assembly
GGCGUCGAGGCCUGCCCACAAAGUUCUACACACUCGGGCUCGAGGCCCGCAUAACCCAAAACCUCCUCAGUCAGAACCCUUUGCCGCUAUUCCAUCGGUUUGAUUCUCACUUCCGUUGACCAUUCUCCGGCCCCCUGAGCUAUGGGGUUCUUUGACCUGAAUAUCCCGUACGUUGAGGCCGACCGCCAUAUCGCCGACAAGAAGUCGGCGAAGGCCAUGCGCCUCAAGCUCAUUAUCAAGGCCAUGGAGCUGGGCUACACUGGAGUGGCCUACAACCGCACGAUCAAGGGAGUCAUGUCCGAAACGGAUCGUUGCUCCAUCCCUCUCUUCCCUCUUUCAUCCAUUCUCAAGCUCUCUCCUUCUAUCUCCUCUGCUGCCAAGCUCCACCGCGGCCUUCUAAACGUUCCCGUAUCCUCUCCCUUUCGCCAGUACACUCGCUUGACUGUAACAGUCGAUAGCCCUGCUCAAGCCUCUGUUCUCAAUUCCGGGAACCCAAUUACCAAGAGCUACAACGUCGUCGCCGUAAUGCCGCUCAAUCAGAAUGCUUUCGACCAAGCUUGCCAGAUUUCCGAGGUGGAUAUUAUUACCAUUGACUUCUCCAGAAAGACGCUAUUUAGGCUGAAGCAACCCAUGGUCCAGGCUGCAGUCCAGCGAGGAGUGUAUUUUGAGAUAACUUACUCAAGUCUUCUUAUUGAUGCUCAAACAAGGAGGCAGAUGAUAUCUAAUGUCAAGCUAUUGGUCAAUUGGACAAGAGGGAGAAAUAUUAUUCUGACAAGUUCUGCUCCUUCUGUAUCUGAAUUCAGAGGGCCAUAUGAUAUAGUGAAUCUGUCCUUCCUGUUAGGUCUCUCCUCUGAACAUGCUAAAGCAGCCAUUUCCAAAAACUGCAGAACUCUUAUGGAAAAUUCUUUAAGAAAGAAGCUGUAUUACAAGGAAGCCAUCAAGGUUGAAGCAAUACCUUCUGCCCAUUCAGUCAGAUCCAUAUUUGAUGAUUGGCUUAAAUGGGACCCAAUCUCAAGUGGUGAUGGAGAUUUGUUACUAGAUGACAUUGAUAAAUUAUUCUCAGAUUCCAGCGAUGUAUCGCAAAUUGUUAAGCCCAUAGAUUUUACCUCUGCUAUGAAUGGUCUUCCCACACACGGUCUUGAGAUAAGAGAUGUGAUAUCUUCAAGUCACUUAGAACCAAAGCUUCUGGAUGAUGUUUCACACUUUCCUGCUUAUCAGUCAAUAGACAAUGGAGAGGAAAAAGAAGAGCAUAUGAUUUCUGAAAGAAUAUCUUCUGACAGUGGAGUGCAUGGACUGAAUUUGGAAAGUGACCUAUCUAAAUCUGAAGGACAAGAAACCUUAUUACCAGAUAACACAACAACCAUUUCCAAUUCGUUAGUGGAUGCUGUUAUAUCUUCACAGCACUCUGAUCUCACCUCUGCUAAAAUUUAUGUUCCAGCACCACUCCCACUUGAGAAAUCUGAUACCUUAAAUACUUCACAUGCUGAAGAGUCUCCGAUCCCAGGUAUUCUUGAUUCUGGUCUUCAUCCACGAAGUGCUGCUGUUGAUGAAAUUGUGAAGGACAUGAAGGACCUCAGUGAGAAGGAACCGUCUUUGGUGUGUGAUAAUGUGGAUACACUAGAUGAUUUCGUUGAGACAGAAGAAAUUAGGGAUAAUUCUGUAAAUCCAGUUAAUGAAUUGCCUAUGCCUAAUUCUAAUAAUAAUCCCAUGCAAAACAAGAAUGAGUGUAAAGCUGCUGAAACUGAACUAAUGGAAGCUGUACAAAUCCGGACGCCAUCUCCUUCAGGGAGAAAAGGCCACAAGAAGGCGCUGCUCCGUCCUUUUUUAUUUCCUUUCAAACGGAUGGUGAGGCAUAGAUAUCUCAACAGGAGGAAGGCCAGCCGUAGGUUUGAUUAGUUUUGAUUUAUUACUAAGUUCAAUUGUAAAAAGUAAUUUGUUGAGGAUGUUAUUUGUAAUUAGUGAUAUUUACUUUUGAAGCUUAAUCUGUAAAGAAAGGAUAGUGAAAACUCUGUAUGCCACCAUUUUGAUGCAAGGUGAAAACUGACAUAAAUAUGAGAACUUGUAUUUUACUCCCCACA